This is a messenger RNA of Strigops habroptila (Kakapo), 2685 nucleotides long. It is a transcript of the gene NKX1-2, whose product is annotated as NK1 homeobox 2. NCBI's taxonomy places the organism in Eukaryota, Metazoa, Chordata, Aves, Psittaciformes, Psittacidae. Gene Ontology annotation, cellular component: nucleus. The record is from RefSeq and is a predicted model, not a curated record. Gene Ontology annotation, molecular function: RNA polymerase II cis-regulatory region sequence-specific DNA binding; DNA-binding transcription factor activity, RNA polymerase II-specific. Bases 1 to 990 code for a protein of 329 amino acids. Gene Ontology annotation, biological process: cell differentiation; regulation of transcription by RNA polymerase II. The transcript has 2 exons.
AUGGCUGCGCUGCCCCCUCCUCUGCCCCCCCCGCCGCCGCCCUCCCCUCCCCUCCCGACCCUCCUCCCCGGCGCUCACUCCGCGCCCAGCGCCCCGCCGUGCGGCUCGGGAGGCGGCCCGGCCCCGCGCAGCCUCCGCCGGCUCCGCGCUGGGAGCCAGCAGGUCUCCGGGAAGCGCGGAGGGUGGGGGGGAAUGCCGGAAUGCCCGGACCGCGGGGGCAAGGCGGCCCCCAUCCAUCAUAAAAUCUCCUUCUCCAUCUUAGACAUCCUGGAUCCUCAGAAAUUCAGCAGGAGAAGCGAACCGGCCGCGGGGAGCUGGGGCAGCGCCCCCCGCUCGGGCGAGCGGGAGAAAAGUUUGGGAAGAGUUGAAGUAGGAAAAGACGCUGCUGCUCCCGGCAGCGAGAGGAAUAAACUAGAGGCACAUGAUGCGCACCCCGCGGUGGAGAGCGGCACCGAGCGCGACGAGGAGGGUCCGGCCGGGGACGGCAGCGGGUCCGGGUGCGGAGCCCGCCCGGGCGCGGCGGAGGAGCCGGGCUCGCCGCGGGGCGGCAGGCGGCGGCGGGCCGAGCCGGGGUGCGGUAAGCCGCGGCGGGCGCGGACGGCCUUCACCUACGAGCAGCUUGUGGCCCUGGAGAACAAGUUCCGUGCGACGCGGUACCUGUCGGUGUGCGAGCGCCUCAGCCUGGCGCUGUCCCUCAGCCUCACCGAGACGCAGGUGAAGAUCUGGUUCCAGAACCGACGCACCAAGUGGAAGAAGCAGCACCCGGGCGCCGAUGGGGCGGCCCCAUCCUCAUCCCCGACGGCGGCGGUGACGGGCGGCGGCAGCCCCAGCCCGCCGGGUCCCGGCGCUUUGCCCUUCCAGACUUUCCCUUCCUACGCCGCUGCCAACGUCCUGGUGCCGCCGGCAGCCCCCUUCGCGCUGGGCGCCGGCACCUUCACGCCCUUCCUCGGCCCCGCGUUCCUCGGCCCCUUCUACGCCCCGCACCUCUGAGGCGGCGGCGGGACCGCCUGGGGCCGGGUGCGGGUCUCAGCGCCCUCCCUGCUGGUGGUUGCAUGGCGAUUUCAAGUGUAAGAAAGUUCAUUUCUUUUCUAAGCGUCGCAGCAGCAUGUUUAAGGCACAUUGAGAAAGAGAAAAAGCCCCGCUGUAACCGCUGGAUUUUAUUAGCACGCUCGAGAUGUAAUUAUAGGUAUUGGAGAUGGGAACUGUGACUCUCUUUACACAUGCCCGGUGCUAAUUCCCUGCAGAUUCUUCUCUGAGUUGGUUUUUAAAGCACUCCUCGCUGACGUUUGGCUUCUCGGCACACGUCUCAAUCCCCAAGGGCUUGGGAGCACUCCUUACCACUGCUGUUAUCCUGCUGAUGAGGUGAUGGUGGACAUGGACAAUUCAAAUCCCACGGAUGCUUGCCAGUGAAGAUGUCCCCUAGCUGUGAAUUUGCUCUGAAUUCACUCCUUCGACUCAGUUGUGCCCUGUUUGACCCAUGUUUUAUUCUCCUACCUGACUUGUGACCUGCAAACUGCACACCGUGCACUUGGUCUCCUACCUGGAGGAGAGUUUUCCUUCCUGUCUGAGAAGGCAGGGAACUGCAGCUCCAUGUCAUUGGGCAACGAGCAGGGAAUCUGCCCAUGGGUCUGUGGGACCUCUUCCUUUCAGGUCAUUCCCAGUGACUUGAAAGGUGUCGGAUGAGAUGUCUGAAGAUCGUUCUUUUUGCAGAGAACAGUUGUUCUUGUACUAACACAGCAUUAGUGUCAAAUGAGGCGGGAAAGAAACCAUAACUCAGAGAACACGACUGCAUUAUUCAUUCCUUUAAAAAUAGGGCAUUUGCGGUAGAAAAUAAGUGAAACACAGAGGUUCCAGCAUGCCGAGACCUAUUUUCCAUAACAGAGAAACACAGGCUUUUUCUUCUUUUGCUGUUUGGAGUGGUUGUUAGAAGGGAAAAUCACAUUUCAUCUUCAUCGUUCCAAGCACCGGGAUGAAAAGGAAUUCUAGCUGGGGGUUAUCUGUCCCUGAGUGGAUGGGGAGUAAUUGGCUUAAAAAAGUCUGUCUCAUGCAGUUCUCCACAUUAUUGCAACAUGCUGUUCAAGACUGUGUCCUCUCGCUCUGUUGCGAUGCUUUAAAGUACACAUUGGCUCUCCAACCAAAAAACCUGAGUUCAUAAAUCCUAUCUGGCUCUUGUGUCUGUCUAAAUAAAAAGGGUUUUUAAAUUAUUCCAUGUUGAAUUGGUUUUAAUUGUACCGGGAUGAAGUGGUGUUUGCUUCGUGGGCUGCUGGGUGCGGAUACUGACAGUGCCCUGUGUCCAUGAAUGCAGGUGGCACCUCACCCCCUCUGGGCUGGCUGUUAGGGGGGCUUCAUGGGACACCCCUCUCUUCCCAAAAUCGUCUUCCUGACUUCCAGCUUUGCCGGGAGCAGGGGUGUGGAACCCACAAGGCCAGUCCUGGGGAACCGGAAUGGCCUGCAGUGGGCUUUCCAUGCCGCAGGGGAGGUAUCAGUUUCUUCUCCACUGUUUGCCUAGCUAUGAACAAAACAUGAGUCUCCUCAGGUCAUGGAUUUGGAAGUCGUAACUACUGUAUGAAUGUAUUUACUUGCAGGUUAAUUACAGUAACUUUUUAACUGUAAUUUGGGUUAAGUUAGAGUUAUAAAAGGUGGAGUCAUUACAACCACUCUGUACCGCUGGAGCUGCUGUUGAAC